Vicia villosa (hairy vetch) is the source of this 453-nucleotide messenger RNA. RefSeq lists its product as uncharacterized. The coding region runs from base 1 to 453 and encodes 150 amino acids. Lineage: Eukaryota; Viridiplantae; Streptophyta; Magnoliopsida; Fabales; Fabaceae. The transcript has a single exon. The record is from RefSeq and is a predicted model, not a curated record.
AUGGUCUAUGGUAAGACUUGCCAUUUGCCGGUUGAAUUGGAACAUAGAGCACUUUGGGCUCUCAAAUUUUUAAACUUUGAUUCCAAUUUAGCCGGGUUAAAACGGAAAGAUCAGCUUCAUAGAGUUGAAGAAUUAAGAGAUACCGCUUACCACUUGAAUAAACUUUACAAAGAAAAAGUGAAAAAGUAUCAUGAUGGUAAAGUGAGGUCAAAAGAAUUUCAUGAAGGACAAAUGGUACUCCUCUUCAACUCUAGGCUGAAACUUUUUCCGGGCAAAUUAAAAUCGAAAUGGUCGGGACCGUUCGUAGUAAGGGAAGUUCGGAAUUAUGGAGCAAUUGUUGUGGAGGACCCAAAGACUAAGGCCAACUGGACGGUAAAUGGGCAAAGACUGAAGGUGUAUCAUGGUGGUGAUUUCAAUCGAGAGGUAAGCGUAAUUUCGCUUAUCGAAGCUUGA